UGGCUUACCUUCUCCCAUUCAUACUCUUGGAACCCCCAACAGUUAUUACAUGUAUACAUUCCUUAUAAAAUCUGGUGGCCAAAGGGGUUCUGUGCACUGAAGCACUGCUUGAUUUGAAGGGGAUGGAUCAGAAACUUGAGUCGGGCAAAGUAUGCGUUACCGGGGCAUCUGGCUUUCUGGCAUCUUGGCUUAUUAAACGACUUCUCUUGUCUGGCUAUCAUGUAACUGGAACUGUUAGAGACCCAGGAAACCAGAAGAAAUUGGCGCAUUUGUGGAGGCUGGAUGGAGCUAGGGAAAGGCUCAGAUUGGUGAAGGCUGAUUUAAUGGAAGAAGGCAGCUUUGAUGAUGCAAUCUUGGGGUGCCAUGGUGUCUUCCACUCUGCUUCCCCUGUACUGAAACCUUCAUCUGAUCCAAAGACAGAAAUCCUGGAACCAGCUGUUGAGGGUACAUUGAAUGUGCUAUGUUCGUGCAAGAAAAAUCCGUCUCUAAGGCGUGUGGUUCUCACCUCGUCUUCUUCAGCUGUAAGGGUGUUGCAUUCCUAA
Molecule: messenger RNA, 542 nt
Organism: Prunus avium (sweet cherry)
Lineage: Eukaryota; Viridiplantae; Streptophyta; Magnoliopsida; Rosales; Rosaceae
Product: tetraketide alpha-pyrone reductase 1-like
Molecular function (GO): oxidoreductase activity, acting on the CH-OH group of donors, NAD or NADP as acceptor
Source: RefSeq, a predicted model, not a curated record